GGCUCAGAGAGGCUGUGUCCUCCCAAUAGCUAUCAGGUGCAGUAGAAGCUGCAGAUACCUGCUCAGCUGCUGAAGCCUUUAAUCAUGGAAAGACGACUCCUAAAGAAGGAAAUGAAAAAGCUCCUGGGAGAUUAUAUUGGCAUCAGACUUCGGGAAAAUGAAUUUGACCCAAAAGGAAGAAGGCAACUCACCUUUCUAGAUGAUAUGGCACACUACGACUCGGCCAUCAGCGUCGCUUUGCAAUGGCUGGAUCGCUCCGAAGACUUAGCUUGGCUGGAGUGGGAGACAGUGAAAAGGCCAUUUCGUGGCCGACCCACGUAUCCGAACCACAGAGAAAGAGAAGCAAUGAUUUUAUCAUCUUAUGCUGGAAUCUUAAUGAACAGCAUUCCAAUUGAAGAAGUCUUUAAAAUUUAUGGGGCGCAUUCUUCUGCCAAUUUUGGUGUUUCUAAGGUUCCCCGAGCUCCACCUUUCCGCCUCUCCGUGCACCCUUUUGCCAUGUUAACAGCACCCAAAGCAGCAGAGUAUGCCCGCAAACAGAGUGUCAAGUUAAGAAGGGGAGCAACGAAUAAAAAUGCCACCAGCAGCUCUACAAGGGAAGCAAACGACACAGAACAGAAAUCAACAAAAAAUCUAUCUUUGGACACACAACCAAAGAACAAAGUCACUUAGAAACUUGGAAUUGCAUCAUGGGACUUCAUAAUACAGUCUCUGGCAGAGGAAAAGAAACAUCUUAAAACUGCAGCUCUUGCCAGCAUAUUUUUCUUUACAGUUAGCUUGGAUGCAACAUGCACUGUAGUAUGAUUUUUGGAUGUUGAGCUUUCUCUCUUAGAAUCAAAUUGUAUGGCUACAUUUGGGUUUUAACAAUGUGUGUAUCUUAUGCUACUUCAUAACUGGAAGACCGUUGUGAGUGGAAGACCAUUGGUUGGAGAAUUCCAAGAAUGUUUCUAUGUCAGAGCAGGCUGUUUUUAGUACAUUUUACAAAUGUUUACCCCUGAAUAUUGCAAAGUGGUUGAA
Molecule: messenger RNA, 1014 nt
Organism: Molossus molossus (Pallas's mastiff bat)
Lineage: Eukaryota; Metazoa; Chordata; Mammalia; Chiroptera; Molossidae
Gene: CUNH2orf80
Product: chromosome unknown C2orf80 homolog
Exons: 8
Coding region: 85-669 (194 amino acids)
Source: RefSeq, a predicted model, not a curated record